Amphiprion ocellaris (clown anemonefish) is the source of this 3044-nucleotide messenger RNA. RefSeq names its product OAF homolog a (Drosophila) (gene oafa). Bases 528 to 1349 code for a protein of 273 amino acids. The record is from RefSeq and is a predicted model, not a curated record. Lineage: Eukaryota; Metazoa; Chordata; Actinopteri; Pomacentridae. The transcript has 4 exons.
UGCACUCACUCACUCACGCACCGCAGAAAGUUUGGAGGCCAAGCGAGCAGUGGGAUACCGACGGCUAGGAAGUGACGGGACUGCGUGGAUUUCACAGAGAGAGAGAGAGAGAAGGGAAAAAAGGAGAAGAAGACGGGAAUAUCAACACAAAGCAGAAUGAGAAGCAACGUGCGAUCAUCGGACUGUCGGCUGCGGUGCGGAGGGAAAUUGAAUUGCGCAUGAUCUUAUCAACAACACCGGAGCGAGAGACUUUCAAUGGGAAGUGAAGUGGGCUCCCAGAAGUGAAAAGCAGAGAUUUUUCAAGGGGAGGAUUGUCGUCUGAUUUUCAUGACUGUGUUUGUAAACCUGGGGAAAGUAUUGGCACAUAUGGAACAGUGACCCGGGCUUUACGCUUUAAGUCCACUUUGAAUAUGAAGGAAAAGACUUUACGCACAACCCAAGAACACAGUUAGGGGGGAUAUGAGCGCAGAUCUUCGGAUUUCGCCUCGAUUUUUUCCUCUGUCGGGUUCAGUUUUGCGUCUUUGGGGAUGUUUGCGAGUUGCAUCUCUGUGGCUUCGGUUCGGAUACUGACCCGUCUCUGCGCCCUGGUGCUGGUGGCCGCUGUGGGACUCGGUUCGGAGCUGCGGGUCCGGGUCCGGCUCUCCGACGGACUGGUGACCGAGGAGGUUCUGGAGGCGGACAGCGAGAGAGACUCGAUAUCGCUCGAGUUCAAGCAGGGAGAUGGGACUCUCAUCACUUUUGUGGCGGACUUCAAACAGGAUGUGAAGAUAUUCCGAGCGCUGAUCCUGGGCGAGCUGGAAAGAGGGCAGAACCAGUACCAGGCCUUGUGCUUCAUCUCCCGCCUCAAUCGCAAUGAGAUCAUCCCCAGCGAGUCCAUGGCCCGCCUCAGACAGAAAAAUCCUCAGGCCAUCCGCUUGGCAGAGGAGCGCCGAGGACUGGAGCAGUUGACCAUGAGUGCGGCGGUUAAUCUAAGUCGGGCCUGGCAGCUCAGCUCCCACAUCCACAACAUGUGCAGUGAGGCUCGGGAGGCCAUUUACACCAGGGAGGCAGAUGUCAAACACUGGCUGGACAAAGGAGUGGAUGGCUCCAUAUUUGAGGUCCUGCCCCAGACAACAGAGAUGCCCAGCUUUCAGGCUUGUCAUUCUACUAAAGACUUGUGGCAGCCUUGUCUCUGCACAUACAGCCUGCGUCUGGAGUGGUAUCCAUGUCUGUUAAAGUACUGCCGGAGCCGGGACACCGUCGGCAAAGGCUCUACCUACAAGUGUGGCAUAAAGAGCUGCAGCAAGGGCUACCAUUUCACCUAUUACGUUCCCCAAAAACAGCUCUGUCUAUGGGACGAAGAGACCUAGCAUUUUGUUCUGCAUGGUUGAGAAAAGAGAAACACAUCUUUUCCCCAAGCCAAACCAACGCUUCUCCACCCAUGCUAUUCAGAGUAAACGCAGUCACACUGGACCUCGGUUUAUAGGACGCUAAGAGAAGCUGUCUCAGGUGGAGAGCGCUGAGAUCCCCGUUUUCAUGCUGAAACAGAAAUGAAUUCAGGUUCUUAAUGAGACCAAAACCUUUAAGGAAGGACAGUUGCAGCAGAGCCACCAACUCUAAAACUCCUGUGUGGGGUGGGGUGGGUGGGUGGGGCGGAAUUACAUAUUACUGUCAGAUUCAGUGUCAUUUUUGCUGAGAAGCUGUCACUUUUGUGCCUUUUUAUUGAGAAAUUAUUGGAACAAAUGACACAUAACAACAACUAUGACCUCUUAAACAAGCUAUUGUAUGCACAAAGCUGGACAGUGCAUUUCUGGUCAGUUACACACCACCGGAGGAACAACAGUGUCCCACUCUCACUUAAAGACAAACAUAAUCUUCCAUCCUGGUGAAGGAAAAAUUGGAUGGUGGAUUCAAGUUUCUUACAAAGCUCUGUGAAAAACAGUUUAUCACCAGCUAAACGUCGGUUUGUAACUAUGUAAGCAGGCUGACAAAGCAAAUGCUUCUUAAGUGCUGGUUUUUAUUUAUUCUGGUUGCAAAGUGAAAUUAUGGAGGACUAUUUUUGUAUCUCUUUGUUAUGAUAACCUCAUCGGUUUUCUUUCUUUUUGCAUUAAACAAACUCUUAAGUACACCUUUCUAAACCGCAGGUCCUUAGUAACAAGAAGUAUUCAAACAUGUCUCAGAACAUCUUAAUAUCUUGGAUAUUGGAUGUUGUUUCUCCUCCAUCUGCCAUGCUUCUAUGUUGCCAUGUUUUCAUUGCUGUAAAGACAGUGUAGAUAAAAAAAAAAAGUUUAUUAUCAUAUUUAAUAGUUUUAGUUCUGUUCUGCCUCAUCUGUACCCAUGGGGGGCAUCUCAUGCCCGCAUUCUUAGUGUGUCAAACAAACCAAAGUCAAAAGAAAUACCAUCUAAAGAAGGGUACCGAUUUUCAGCUUCCAGAAACAAGCUCUUCAGUUUGGUGUUUUUCUGCGUUAGGAGCCACUAAAACUGCAGUGUAGCCGUUUUAAUAAUCUGUGCUGCCAUCUUCUGGUUAACCAGUGUUGCCGUUUCUUGUGUUUUCCGUUCCCACAGCCAGAAGUCUGGUUUUUGGUUUCUGGUUUUGUCUGUUCGUGUCAGCAGUUAAAUGUUUAUAAUUUAUGCAUUUCAAACCCCUGCUCACUCAUAUGUGUAAUUCAAGGAGCACUUCUUGAACUUGUGGGACCAAAUUUAUCUGUCUGUUCACCAGAGCAGUAAGCUUGAGCAGGAUUUUUCUUCCAUCUUCAUUUCAGUUGUCACUGCCAUAUCAAAAGUUCAUCUCUGUGUGUUGUGUUUGUUUGUCUUUCUAACUAAAGAACCAAAUGAGUGAAACAUUUCUAUUUGUGGCCUUCUAUGGUGAUCAAGUGCCUUAACAUUUCCACUGAUAUUUUUGUUAUGUAAUUGUAGAUUAAGCUGUUAAACAUAUUUUUUCUAUGAAAGAGUUUUGAAUAUGUUGUAAAAAGUUGCCAUAAGGAGAAAAUGAAGCAGUUAGGUAUUGUACCGUUUAAGAGCUGUUUUACAUGAAUUGUUUAAAUAAAGUUUUUCUUUGCACUGCA